AUGGCCGCGACGGCGUGUGCCUACAGCUACCAGGAUGGCGGGCCGGCGCAGGUUCGGCUGCCGGACACGUUCAUCGACGACGUCGAUGGCGCCGUCCAGAAGGCAGAACCGGCGCCGGCGCCUCCGCCGCCCCCACUGCCACGACCGUCGUCCAAGGUGCCCCCGUGCUUCCUGUCGCACCACCUCGACAUCUGCACCGAGGGCCUCGGCUCCGAGAGCUCCGGAGACAUCGAUCUCAGAGACCUCACUGACGACGACGCCUGCGUCGACGUCGACGUCGGGCAUGCAGUACUGCCGUGCAAGUGGCAGCAUCGUGACGGAGGAGGUGAUGGGGAGCCGGCAGGGAGGGCGAGGAGCGCCGCCAGGCCAGCGUUCCCGCCGCCGAUCUCGCUGAUCGGGGCCGGCGGGAAGCCCUGGCUCUACCUCCGGCCACAGCGGGGAGACGGCCGGCUCGUGCUGCGGGAGGUCAGGAUACCGUCACGGGAGCUGCUCCAGGCGCGCCGGGAGGACGGCCGGUUCAAGCUCCAGUACGCCCAGCCCCAACCGGACGACGAUGAGGACAAAUGCCAGGAGGCCCAGGGCCAAGAUCCAGCAGAUGCAAUGGCGCCAGAGAAGACGCAACAGGGGAACGAGAAAGAGUAG
This is a messenger RNA of Miscanthus lutarioriparius, 642 nucleotides long. The record is from the annotation of a GenBank genome assembly. Lineage: Eukaryota; Viridiplantae; Streptophyta; Magnoliopsida; Poales; Poaceae.